Diatraea saccharalis (sugarcane borer) is the source of this 1593-nucleotide messenger RNA. NCBI's taxonomy places the organism in Eukaryota, Metazoa, Arthropoda, Insecta, Lepidoptera, Crambidae. The record is from the annotation of a GenBank genome assembly.
AUGAGCAGCACCCGCGAGAUAUGCGACGUGCUCGAGGAGUACAGCGAGCGGCUGAAGGAGACGCUGUGCCGCUGCAGGCGCGACCAGGCGGCGCUCAGCGACGCGUACCGCCGCUGCGGCCGCCGCGCGCGGGACGCACAUCAGCAACUAAAGCUAACUGAAGAACACCAUAGCCAGUUGAUGCAAUUCUUCACAUCGUCCAAGCAGCAGCUCGAUUCGGAGUUGAGUGACACUAGACAAAAGCUAUACGAUGCUUUGCAGCACAAGGAAGAACUAGUGGCCACCGCGGCGGAGCUGCGCCGUCAGCUGGACCUCAAGCAACAUGACCUGCUAGCAGUGGCAAACUUAGAAAUCGAAAGUUUGAAGGAAGAAAUUCAGGCUCUUAAUGAACAAAAGCAGGAAUUGGAAAAUAUUCACAAAUGUAAAGAUGAUAUGCUAGCAAAAUACGAAGAAGAGUUAGAGAAAGUUAAAAGUCAGUUGCGUAAUUUGGAAGAUGAAAAUAAUAAGAUUUCGUCUCAAUUAUGCAAGACUGAAGGCGAAGGGAAAGAGAAGGUCGUUCACAUUGAACAUCUAGAGGUGACACUCCAACAAAAAGAUAAGCAAAUUGCGGAUAUGCAGGAUGAGUUGGUUAAGUACAAAGAAACAACAACCCAAAAAGUGGAAGAACUGUCAGCAAACAUACGUCAGAAAGAGAAAGAGUUAGACGACAAUGCGGAAACAAUAGCGCGCCUAAUGUCCGACGUGAAGGCGACGUGCGACGCGCGCGCUCGCUCGGAGCUGGCGAUGCAACGACUCAAACAUGAUCACCAACUAGAAAGGGACGCCAUGAUCGAGUCCGAGAGGAAGCUACUCAAACAGGUCGAGCAGCUAGAAUGCAGCGUCCGGGAGAGGCUUCAGAGCAAAAUUGAGGGUAUGCAGGGCACCAUCGACAACAUUCAGAAAGAGCUGACGGGACGCACCGCGCCUCCCGUGCCCCGCCCUCCCCCUGAACAUGAUGACAACGCACUCAUGUGCCCACCCACCAAGGUAACAUCAUUAUUAAACUGAAGAUUACUUCAUUAGUUGUAGAACAUCAACAACCUCUCAGAACUAAUAAAUGGUAAAGCAAAAAUCUAUAUGACUUUUGAUAAUUCGUUACAUUUUGCUUUUAUGCAAAUUAUUAUACAUGCAUCUAAUAUCAUAAAUUAUUAAAUAGGGUACUUCACACAGUACGCUCAAAUACCGCCUUCGUCUCCGAAGCUGCCCCUGCCAGGUGGGGAGUACGGCAGUGGCCGCGCCGAGACAAAGCAGCUCGACUCCAUGCUGUACAACCUGUUCAGCGACGGCAGCAUGGACGGCGACACCAUCGACGCAUCCGAAGUAAAUCGUCGUUUCGAUGCUCUGUCUCGUGGCGAGCAAAUGUCACCAUUGUCACUUGGUGCGCUGAAACGGCGACGAGCCGGCGUACCCAUCUCACAAGGCGGUCUCAAGUAUAAGCCCGUGACUGAUGAUCCCGAAAUAUCCUUGUCGCAGGUGAAAAAGGAUUUGAAAAAUAAAGAAAAAACGUUUUUCAAAACCAAACGCUUGGAUGUGAAAUCAAAGAAACCCAAAUAA